This is a messenger RNA of Cyprinodon variegatus (sheepshead minnow), 3720 nucleotides long. It is a transcript of the gene atp13a2, whose product is annotated as ATPase type 13A2. Gene Ontology annotation, molecular function: ATPase-coupled monoatomic cation transmembrane transporter activity; P-type ion transporter activity; ATP hydrolysis activity. Gene Ontology annotation, cellular component: membrane. The record is from RefSeq and is a predicted model, not a curated record. The coding region runs from base 209 to 3604 and encodes 1131 amino acids. The transcript is spliced from 29 exons. Gene Ontology annotation, biological process: regulation of mitochondrion organization; intracellular calcium ion homeostasis; autophagosome-lysosome fusion. Lineage: Eukaryota; Metazoa; Chordata; Actinopteri; Cyprinodontiformes; Cyprinodontidae.
UGUCUCGGUGUCAGAGGCAGGGACUGCGAUUCAGCUGCAGGGUGGGAUGUUUUUAACUUCAGUCUCUGGAAUAUUUCACCGGGGGAAGAAGGAGGAGAAGGCUUUUCUCUACCAUUAACAUUCUCUUUUUGACGGAAGUGUUGUGGACCCGCAGAGUGGACUCCCCUCACCCUGUCCACGAAACCCCCUCCUCAGUCCUGACUCACACAUGGACGUCCAGGGGUAUAAGUGGGUUCGCUGGCGGGUGUGGCUGUGUCGCUUGGCGGCCCUGCUGUCCUUGGGGCUGCUCCUGAUUGUGUUUCACUGGCGCCCGCGCCUCGCCCUCCGCGCACGCUGUCGCUCCUGCCCUCUGGCUUUGGCAGAUGUCCUCCUGCUAAGAGACAGUUUUGGCCAGCAGCAUGUUGUGGAGGUGCACACAGUGGAGAUGGAGGCAGGCAGUUUGGAGCUGCUGGGGCAGCAAGAGGAGGCUGAUUGGAGAGAUACAGUUCAGCUGCACAGAGAGGAGAAAACGCUACUCCGCUACUACUUGUUUGAAGGGCUCCGUUACAUCUGGUUGGACAGGAAGGGGGCUUUCUGUCGCGUUAGUGUCCUCUGUGAGGACUGGACUUGCAAAGACUUGUAUGGCUUCCAGAAAGGCCUGAGUCCUCAGGAUCAGAGCUUGAGGAGAUGUAUGUUCGGGGCCAACAUUAUCGAUGUACCUGUGAAGUCUUACAUGAGGCUACUGUUUGAGGAAGUCCUCAACCCUUUCUAUAUUUUUCAAAUAUUCAGCAUCACCCUGUGGACCAUUGAUGAGUAUUAUUACUAUGCCUUAUGCAUAUUCAUUAUCUCAGUCAUCUCCAUCAGUCUCUCAUUGUAUGAAACUCGAAAGCAAAGUAUCACUCUACGCAACAUGGCUCAGUUCAUCACAAGUGUCACAAUAUGCAGAGACUCAGGAGUGGAAGAAUGUGUGAGCUCUGUGGAGCUGGUCCCUGGCGACUCUCUAAUCAUCCCCCAAGAAGGUCUGGUGCUGCCCUGUGACGCCGCCCUGCUGGCUGGGGAGUGUCUGGUCAAUGAGAGCAUGCUUACUGGAGAGAGUGUCCCAGUGCUAAAAACCCCGCUCCCAGCCGGGGACAGGACCUACAGCGCAGAGACUGAGCGCAGACACACACUUUUCUGUGGCACACACAUCAUUCAGGCUAAAGGAGGACGGCCGGGAGGCAGCGGCGCUGUUGCUGUGGUAACCAGCACCGGGUUCUUCACAGCCAAAGGUAACCUGGUCAGCUCCAUCUUAUACCCUCAGCCCAUCAACUUUCGCUUCUACCAAGAUGCUAUGAAGUUCCUGCUCAUCCUCGGGGUGAUUGCUCUCAUGGGUACUGUCUAUAUAUUUGUGAUCCUCUUCAGAAGCAAUGUGACCUGGCUGCAGCUAAUUAUCCGAAGCCUGGAUGUCGUGACCAUCGCAGUGCCUCCUGCCUUGCCAGCCGCCAUCACCACGGGAACUAUUUACGCGCAGAGCAGGCUGAAGAAGCGUGGCAUCUUCUGCAUCAGUCCUCCACGAAUAAACAUCUGCGGAAAGGUGUCAGUGUUCUGCUUCGAUAAGACAGGGACAUUGACAGAGGAGGGUCUGGAUGUGUGGGGGGUAAUGGAAAGUGGACCUGUCGGUUUAUCAGAACUGGUCCCUGACCCUACGCUCCUGCCACCAGGGCACAUGAAGUCUGCUCUGGCCUGCUGUCACACCGUCACUCUGCUCCAUGGUGAAUCCCUCGGAGACCCCCUGGAGCUCAAGAUGUUGGAGUCUACAGGCUGGAUUCUCCAGGAGCCAGAAGGAGAUGGAGAUGUUAUGCACUCUACGUUUGGAGGUCACAAAGUUUUGGCAGUUAUGAGACCUCCAACUCAAAAGCCUCUAUCUCAGGGAACUUUCUCCAGUGAGGCAGUGGCCAUCGUAAAGAGGUUUCCCUUCUCCUCAGCCCUGCAGAGGAUGAGUGUUGUGACGGUGGCCCAUAGGGGGCGCUCUGCUCUAGCUUUCCUCAAAGGUUCCCCAGAGAUGGUGGCUAGCCUCUGUCGUCCUGAUACAGUUCCAGCUCAGUUCUCAAGCACACUACGUACCUUCUCCAGUGAAGGCCUCAGGGUUCUGGCACUUGCCUGCAAACCAGUAGACGUAAAUUCUGACUUGAUGAACAUCGAACGGGGGGAAGUAGAGAAAGAAAUGCAGUUCCUGGGCUUGUUGAUGAUGAAGAACCUGGUCAAACCCGAGAGCCCAGAAGUCAUUAGCACCCUGACACUCGCUCACAUUCGCAGUGUUAUGGUCACUGGGGACAAUAUUUUAACAGCCGUGAAUGUAGCAAAGAGCUGUAGGAUGGUGGGAUCUGAUGAGAAGGUGAUUUUUGUCAUUGCGACCUCCCGCACUGCUGAAUCCAUGCCCAGUUUGAGGUUCAGUGUGGAAGAUGGUGGCCCCACUGCUACCCAGAGCCCUGCAGGCAUUAAUCAGGGCCUGUAUCAGGCUGGUUUCGGCUAUCAUUUAGCUAUUAAUGGGAAGUCCUUCGCUGCCCUCUGUGACCACUUCCCUGAAUAUCUUCCAAAGGUUUUAAUGAAAGCUACUGUAUUUGCACGCAUGGCUCCUGACCAGAAAACCCAGCUGGUAAAAGAGCUGCAGAAGUUGAACUAUCGGGUUGGCAUGUGUGGAGACGGAGCCAAUGACUGCGGCGCCCUGAGAGCCGCCGACGUCGGAGUUUCCCUGUCUGAGGCCGAGGCCUCGGUCGCCUCGCCUUUCACUUCCAAGACAGAAAACAUCAGCUGUGUUCCGCUGCUGAUCAGAGAGGGCCGAUGUUCUCUGGUCACAUCCUUCAGUCUCUUUAGAUACAUGGCGCUUUACAGCCUCAUCCAGUUCUGCUCCGUCCUCAUCCUGAACACAGUGAUGACAACGAUGGGUGACCUGCAGUUCCUGUUCUGUGAUCUGUUCCUGGUGACUCUGCUGGCCAUCGUGAUGGGUAGAGGAGGUCCCAGUGAGGAGCUGCAUCCAUGGCGACCUGCAGCAAGCCUGCUGGCCCUGCCCGUGUUCGGCAGCCUCUUCAUUCACACCUGCAUGAUCAUCCUGGGCCAACUGGCUGCUUUCUUUAUCACCACCACCCAGGAAUGGUAUAUUCCAUUAAAUUCAACCGUGUUUGGAGUAGAAAACCUCCCCAACAUGGAGAACACGUGUGUGUUUGCUUUAGCGGGUUACCAAUAUAUCAUCAUGGCAGUGGUCGUCACUAAGAGCUUUCCCCAUAAGAAACCUCUCUAUAAUAAUGUGAUCUUCCUCUGUGUGCUGCUGAUCCACUUUGCCAUAAUGACAUUGCUGGUGUUGUAUCCGGGUCCCUUCUUCGGACGAACAUUUGAACUGUACAACUUCACCGACAUGAACUUUAAGAUGCUGCUCGUUGCCGUUGCUGCUCUCAACUUCCUGUUGUGUUUUGUGGUAGAGCUGCUGAUAGAUUUGGGCGUUUUGAACUGCCUACGGUCGCUGCGAGGGAGCCGUCCAUCCAAAAAACAGUACAAACGCCUGAAGGCUCUGCUCUCUGAAUCCACAUCAUGGCCUCCACUGAAUCAAACCCUGUCCCCCACAGAAAACACAGUCAUCUCCUUCAGCUAGCAUUUACCGAGCCUAGCGCUGGACUCACUGGAGCUUAACCAUGUUUGAUGUCUGAACAUCACCACUUUUACCAACACUGCAAUGUUUACCUGCCAAAUAAAAGCUAUUUUUUAAGU